GUACAGUUACGUUUACGAGCAGUUCUCACAGUAGCACUAGGCAACUGGUGAUGCAAGACCUGUUUCCUGAAGAGGAGACGGAGAGCUCGGACUCGGCAAAUCCUGUGGAGGUUGUGCAAUCCUCUAUGUCACCAGUGUCCUCAGAUGCAGCAGGCACAGCACAAGAAGAUCGAGAAUCCCAAGACGUCACGUGGGAAUUUAUAGGCUGUUUUGUUGACGACCAGGAUCGGGGGUUUGAGAUCUCCCUCGGGCGUGUCGCAGAUAUUGCUUUGUGUGCUAGUCAUUGCCGCUACGAACAUCUUUCAGCCUAUUUUUCUCUGCAAGAUGGAAACUUCUGUUUCUGCACACGACGCGCUAUUUCAGUCAGCAUUGGCGUUGGGUACAGAUCCACACCUGCCGAAACCGAGUUCGAAGAAGAAGUAGCGAUUGGACAUUACGACAUAGAAAAGUUCUACAAAGUGCCGGAUAGUGAGUGCACAGUUAUGGUCAACAUCUAAUAGUGUCCAUCUUUCUCAGCAUCUCUUCGCUACCCUUUUGUUCCCGUUGAAGAACACAAAGGAAAAGGGACCGAGAGGAAUAAAAGCCCACUCUAACGCAGCGGGUUAUUCUGGGGUCCGACCCGGGCCGCGGGGGGCAGGCGAGUGCGACCCUGACAUAUUCGGUGGAUACUGUGGUGCCCCAUGGCGCAACGCCAUCUUUCGCUUCGUACAAAG
Molecule: messenger RNA, 713 nt
Organism: Amoebophrya sp. A25
Lineage: Eukaryota; Dinophyceae; Syndiniales; Amoebophryaceae
Source: the annotation of a GenBank genome assembly